ACUAAUGUUACACACUUUUUAUGUUUAAUGAUCUCCUAGUGUCAUUGUGAAAGGUCAAUAUACUAGGUUCGGGGAUGAUGACCAUGCGCCAUCCUGAAAACGAUGUAACGUAAAACAGUCUAAAGAUGAAUAGUAAUGGUAACAACCGUAUUGACGGAUGUUUGUGAAAAACAAAAGUCGAGUCUCUUGCUUGUUGGGUUGUAUGUAAUAAGGACAUUGGUUUGUACAUACAUGAUACGUACGUAUGUGACCGCUGAGGAAGUUGAUUAGAAAUGCGAUAAUGUCGUAAUGACAGUGGGGGCUCAAGAUUUGAAGUCUUCCAUAUCGUUGGGUAUAUGAAUGUGGAUUGGAUUUUUAACGAGUGUAAAUUUGAGCUUGUUCCUCAUUUUGCUCAGAUUCAGUUCAGGGUGAAGAUUUGCAAAACUCGAGAAUUUUCAGUAUAGGUACUUUAGAUUUUGAUUCACUGGUGAAAUCUCAAACUACAAAUUUUUAAGUUAAAAAAAACACAGAUUCUGCAUUUACAUAAUGAUGCAUAAAGUAAUUAACUGUUUCUGGAUUCUUUCCCUUUUACUUGAGGUUGUAGAAAUUAAAGGCCACGGCAGAAUGAUGAAUCCACCCGCACGAAAUGCAAUGUGGAGGUUCGGGUAUGCAGUACCUGUAAAUUACGAUGAUAAUCAAAAUUGGUGUGGAGGGGCUUCAGUAAUGAUUGAACAAAACCAUGGGUUGUGUGGAAUUUGUGGGGAUAAUUACGCUGAUCCAUUGCCAAGACCUCAUGAAACGGGAGGAAUAUACGGAAACGGGAUAAUCGUGCGUAGAUAUGCCCCAGGACAGUUGGUCGAUGUAGAAAUCGAACUGACGGCAAACCAUCAGGGUACCUUUGAAUUCAAGUUGUGCUCAGCCGAUAAUCCUAAGCAGGAAGUCUCCCAGUCCUGUUUGGAUGCAAAUACUUUGGAGUUGUUCAACGCGCAUGGAAAGGUAGCAAAGAGAUACAUGAUCAUAUCACCGGAGAAGAAAAAGACUUUCUUUUUGAAAGUGAAGCUCCCGCAGUAUAUUAGUUGUUCAAAGUGUCUUUUUCAGUGGACGUACGUUGCUGCAAAUACUUGGGGAACCUGCAAAAACGGCACUGAAGCAGUUGGAUGUGGACCACAAGAAACAUUUAUAAAUUGUGCAGACAUUGCCAUAAUUCCCAAUACUGGUGGAAGGCCGCCUGUGACAAUUCCACAUCCAAAUGCCUUGUAUUACAGCCAGAACGUGAUAACUGGUGAAGUGGAACCGCUGGUUGUCAGGUCGCAAGUUUGCCUUGCAUCCGGAAAUUACACAACGGAACCUGGAAUGGACGAUUGGUGUUAUACCAACUGUUUGAGGUAUCCACCCAACUGUCCUCAGGAUAAAUGUAAAUGCCUCGAAAGUUGUGACCCCGUCGGAAGCUUUAAAGAACAGCCAGGUUCUGAAACAUAUUGUAUGGAACAUUGUAUGAAAUAUCCGCAAAACUGUAAAGCGGACAGAUGCGUUUGCUAUUAAUGAAUUACAUAAUUAUGUGACUCUAUAAUGUUGACGACAAAUGCCUAAUUCUAGCACAUGUAUGUAUUAUUUCAAAGCAUUAAAAAAAUUAAUUAUAUAGAGGA
Messenger RNA from Folsomia candida, 1625 nucleotides. RefSeq lists its product as uncharacterized. The record is from RefSeq and is a predicted model, not a curated record. The coding region runs from base 526 to 1521 and encodes 331 amino acids. The transcript has 11 exons. Lineage: Eukaryota; Metazoa; Arthropoda; Collembola; Entomobryomorpha; Isotomidae.